This is a messenger RNA of Menidia menidia (Atlantic silverside), 4701 nucleotides long. The record is from the annotation of a GenBank genome assembly. NCBI's taxonomy places the organism in Eukaryota, Metazoa, Chordata, Actinopteri, Atheriniformes, Atherinopsidae.
GGGGGGGGGUUAUCAUGCUGUCGUCCCAAGUGGAAACAUUUUUGUAGAAUUUCUACUUAAGGGAAAGGCUAGCUUGGCAGCUAGCAGAGCUACACACUAUUUUUAAUUGGCUUUCGGCUCAAUGGUUUUUGCCUGUUUUUCCUUGUCAUAGUGACAGCUUGGGGAGUCGGGAGAGGCCCCGUGGACUUAAUGACAAACCAAAGGCUGGGACUGAAGCGUUACUUCGCAAGACUUUAUUGGAAAAGGAGCGACCAUGAAGAAGCAGUUCAAUCGGAUGAAGCAGCUCGCCAAUCAAACAGUUGGCAGAGCAGAGAAAACAGAAGUCCUCAGCGAAGACCUCCUGCAGAUCGAGCGGCGCAUGGAGUUGGUGCGCGUGGUCUCCCACUACACACACAAAAAGAUGGUGUCAUGUCUCCAGGGGCAUGUCGGUGCAGAUGCAGAGAAGAGACACUCCGUACCACGCCUCUAUACAGGAAAUGGUCAGAAAAAGCUUCCUCUCACCGCACUGUCCCAGGCAAUGGUGGAGGGUGGAAACCAGCUGGGAGAAGACUCUUUGAUAGGAAAGAUGAUGGAAGUGUGUGGAGAGGCGGAGAACCACCUGGCAACGGAACUGAUGCAGCACGAGCUGCAGAUAGAGAAGGAUGUUCUGGAUCCUCUCAGCCAGCUUGCAGAGGUAGAAAUUCCCAACAUCCUAAAGCAGAGGAAGCAGCUGGCCAAGUUUGUGCUGGACUAUGAUUCUGCAAGAGCAAGGUGGUUGCAGGCAACCAAAUCCAUAAUCUCAGGAACAAAUACUCAUGCACUGACGGCCAAGGCUGACCUGCUCAAAGAGGAGAUGGAUGAAGCUAUGAACAAAGUGGAGCUCUGCAAGGAUCAGCUUGCAGCAGACAUGUACAGCUUUUUCUCCAAAGAAGGCGACUAUGCCCAUUACUUCAUCACACUUUUAGAAGCACAGGCCGAUUACCACAGAAAGUCUCUCACUGUUCUGGAGAGCGUCCUGCCAAGUAUUCAGGCCCAGCAAGACUCAUGGAUGGAAAAGCCCGCAUUUGGGACCGGGUUAGAUGAUCACCUGAAAAGGAGUGGGAGGGAGAUUGCGCUGCCAAUAGAAGCCUGCGUCAUGAUGCUCCUCGAGACCGGCAUGAAGGAGGAGGGUCUGUUCAGAAUCGCAGCCGGGGCAUCCAAACUCAAGAAGCUGAAGGCAGCGCUGGACUGUUCCACUUCACAGCUAGAGGAGUUUUACUCUGAUCCACACGCUGUGGCUGGAGCACUCAAGUCCUACUUGAGAGAACUCCCUGAACCUCUAAUGACCUACCAGCUUUAUGAGGAGUGGAUCCAAGCAUCCAGUGUGUUGGACCCAGACAAACGGCUCCAGGCACUCUGGGUCGUAUGUGAUAACCUACCAAAGAACAACAAAUCCAACUUAAGGUAUUUGGUGAAAUUUUUAGCCAAACUGGCGCAGGACAGCGAGGUGAACAAAAUGACUCCCAGCAACAUUGCCAUCGUCCUCGGACCCAAUCUGCUGUGGGCCAAAACUGAGGGGAGUCUGGCUGAGAUGGCUGCGGCCACUUCUGUGCACGUGGUGUCCAUUGUUGAGCCCAUCAUCCAACACGCUGACUGGUUCUUUCCUGAGGACGUGGAGUUCAAUGUGUCCGGCAUGUUUGUAAUGCCCACGCCUGUAUCCAACCACUCGGAUUACGACUGCAGCACCGCUGAGAGGAAGAGGCCUGGCAGUAUGGUGGGACCAGAGAACGACACCACGCGCAAAGAAAACACCUCUAACAAGCACUCGGACCACACCCUUCGUAGAGGCAGUAACACCUUAGGUAGAAAGCAGCACACUUCACCUGCCUUCCAGCCUCCUUUACCCCCUGUGGAGGCUCAAGGGCUGGGACAUGGGGCUGGGCAGGUCCCUCAGCCUUUGGCUGAACCCCAGUCACAAGCUCCACCAGGGGGUUCGGGGCCGGAUACGUCCCAGCAUAGCUUGGCACAGGGUCUGGCUGCUCUCGCUGCCGCUCAGCAGCUUCUAGCCCAGCAAACAGAGGAGUUCAGCAACCCAAAGCUGCGCGACUCUACACCCAUUCCAACUCCUGUGCUUCAGAGGAACGGCUCUGGAGGAGGCGGGCCAGCUGCAGGGCAGCUGGGAGCUGGAGCCUCCGGUGUAGCUUCCAUGGGGCCAAGUCCACAUAUGAUUCGACGAGGUACCAAGAAGCAGGCCCCUGCCCCUCCCAAACCUUUGAACCCUCCUCCCAGCCAGCCUUGUAACUCAGUGAACCAUGCAUCCUCCUCCUCAACCCAGUCCCUCAGCCCCACUCCUAGAUCCCUGACCAGCCACUCACCCACCUCACCAACCUCUCCCACCUCACAGCCAUGUGCUGCACCUAGACGUCACUCCAGCAACCAGCCCCCAAUCCACGCCCCCAGCCAUCCACCUCCAGAGCCUCCCACGCAGGCCAGCCCCCCUCCAUCGCAGUUGUCUUUGCCCAGCCAGCCCUGUGGGGACCAGCAGAGCACGGAGCUGUCGCCCCCGGAAACCCCGACCCCUCCGGACACUCCUCCACCCUGCCAGGAGGCAGUCGCUCCUCCAUCCCCGUCGCCAUAUCAGUCGGGCUCGCUCCCCCGCCCACGUCCCGUCCCAAAACCCCGGAGCAGACCGAGUAUCCCACCGCCACCGCAACCUAGCACCAUGAGCGGCGAGAUCAACGGGAUCUGUUCCGCUGCGUACCAGACAAUGGACCAGGGGAUGUCAUUCAAGGGCUUGUGUCGAACUUUGGUCCCUGAGUUUGCUGUAGACCAACAGCCCGUGGCGGCCUCUUCGUCCUCCUCACCUCCCCUGCCUCAUCCCAAAGACUGUGACCUAGACACCGAGAGCACUGUCCUAUAAGGAGAAGCACACGCCUUCCCCCCCCUCAGCUUUCAUGCGCCUCAUCUUUUGUGUGACCACAGCCCGUGUCUGCGAAACAUGCCGCAUCCCCAUGUCACCAUCACAGAAGGUUGAGUUAUCUGUUGACAGCACUCACCGAUAUUUGUGACUCUCCAAACCAAAGUAAUCUGGUCUGUGUGUGCCAGGAGCUAACAUAUUGUGACCAGUACAAGUAAAUAUAGCAGGUUUUACAAACUCAGUAGAAAAUGGCAGACAGAUGACAGCAGCUUGUUUGAUGACACAAAGGCAUUAGGCUGGCAUGCACACACCCAAGCUGCCGCCGCUUAACACCGGACCAUUGAAGAGCAAAGAUCCAGACAAUCAACAGCAAACGGCAGAAUGGGCCCUGAGAGAAGUGUGCGGUGUGCCUGGCUGGAACGCUUAAAGAAAGAGAAAAAAAAAUCCCAUCAGUCUAGAUGGGACUUUUUCUUUUCUUUUCCAAAUUUGGUGUCUUUUUUUUCAUGUUGAACAAUGAAAAUGGCCUUAAAACAGGAAGCAAAGAAGUUCUCUUCUCACAACAUGGGGAGGGAGAAAGUCAACUGAUAUGGUAGAAACCAAGAGUUGCUUCAAGUGUAGCAUGUGACUGCAGGUUUCCAGUCAUCUCAGACACUUGUCUCUUCCACCCCCUUAUAUUUAUUUUCUAUUUAGAAGAACAAUACAUUCCCUGUGGCUUGACGUAACGAAUGCAGUCUGUAAGUGUGAAUCAUGCCUUAUCACAGAUAUUGUACGGGGGACAUAAUUUGACCUCGAGUGCUGCAGUAUUUCUGAGAAACUGUCUUAGGAACAGUUUGUGUUUCAGGGACAUGAGGAAGGCAGCUUGAACCCCGGCAGUAGAAACGACAUGCAGUUGUUGUGUCUGCUGCAGUGUCACGCUGCAAAAGCUGCACAUGUCAGCGUGUGUCAGUCGGUGCCUUUAGUGGUGGGGGGGGGGCCAGGGGUUCGAGCAGAAGUAGCAGGGUUAACCUACCCUCCCAUCCUGUAGACAGCAGUCAGUAUUUUUUGCCCCUCAAUGCUUGUCAAUCCACCCCAAUAUUUUCGGUAGUGUUUGCAGGGGCUUGAUACGCUGCAGGUUUUGUGCGUGUGUGUGUGAAUAUAGGGAAUGGACCAUUUUUACCAGCCUCUCCACGGUGAGCAGAAACAGCUGAUGUUGCAUUUGCCCAGAUUCAGUGAUUGGGGUUUCUCUUGAACUUAUUGUUUGUUUUUCUUUUCCUUUUUUUGGCCGUCUUUACCACUGAGCCGAGAGCACCUGUAAUUAUGAAUCUCAGCAGUGACGUGGCGUUGGAUGUAUCCCGGUCAAAAGCCUGGCCUCAGACACAAAGCAGUGUUCGGUUUUGAGGGAAGUGAGCCUAAAUGGUACCAGUGGAGAAAGUCUCAGAUGCUGCCAUUGCCCUGAAAACUGACUUUUGUUUUUCAGAGACAAUCCUAGCAGAAGAACCUCCAACAUUUCUCUGUUUGCUCUUGUACCUCGCUGCCUUAUUCCUGUGCACGACGAGAUCUCGGUUUCCUCGACGCUCUUGAAGAGAAAUACAAUUCAACUAUAAACAAUGCUGCAUUUUCAAGCUCUAUAGUUUUUGUAUGUACGUAUUCUGAUGAGUUUAAAAAUAGAAUAAAAAGUAUAAUAUGAAGCUUGGUUAUACCCAUUUUCCAAAGAAAAUAAAGUAUACGAAGAAAUAUAUAUAUACAUGUACAUCCUCUUGUGGUUUGUCGAUUCACAUUUUAGCACUGAUAGCUCAGAAUGUUAGAAUUUCAGUCAAAAAUAAUUUAGCUCAAUAAUACCAAAACAU